CGGGCACCCGUUGCACAUCCCGUAUGCUCGGCAGGCGUGGUCUCUUCUACACGGCACAAGAUGAUUCUCCUCGAGACACAAAAUCGAAUUAUUUUAGACACGUUUCGGGCAAAGCUAAAUGCCGAGAAACUCGAUGCCAUUGAUAUAACAGUCGCCGACUUCGACGGCGUUUUGUUCCACAUCUCUAACCCGGAUGGUGACAAGACAAAACUGAUGUUGAGUGCGUCGGUCAAGUUCUACGCCGAGUUGCAAGCGCACGGCGCAGAUGACUUGUUGAAACGCGAGUAUGGAGACUACCUGCAGGCCACUCCGGAGUCAGGUUAUGAUGUAUCGCUUGUGUACGACUUGGAAAAGAUGCCGGCAGACAAAGAAACUGUUAUCCAAAAGGCAGCGCUGUUGAAGAGGAACUGCUUCGCGUCCGUCUUUGAGAAAUAUUUUAAUGCCCAGGCGAAGGGAGACACCAGCGAAUCUCGUGCCAUUGUUCACUACAGAGACGACGAGACAAUGUAUGUGUCUGCUGAGAAAGAUCGUGUCACUGUCGUGUUCAGUACGAUCUUCAAGGAUGACGACGACAUCGUGAUUGGAAAAGUGUUUUUGCAGGAAUUCCGCGAAGGUCGUCGUGCGAGUACAACAGCCCCUCAAGUUCUCUUCACUCAUAAAGAACCUCCUAGGGAAUUACGCGGCACCGAUGCAAGGGUCGGAGACAACGUCGGUUAUAUCACAUUCGUGUUGUUCCCUCGACACACGGGCGAGAAAACCAGAGACAACACCAUCGAUCUGAUACACACAUUCAGAGACUAUCUCCAUUAUCACAUCAAGUGCUCAAAGGCAUACCUACAUUCGCGUAUGCGAGCUCGUACAUCUGAGUUCUUGAAAGUCCUGAAUCGAGCUCGUCCGGAGCCGAAGACAGUAGAGAAGAAAACCGCACAGGGCAAAUCGUUUGUGCAAAAGAGAAUGUGACCGCGUCGGCGCAAGAUUAUUAUGGGGACCAAGUGAAACAAUCUCCGAGCUGUGUGUUCUUAGGUAGUUGUUAAUUGCUCUUUUUGGAUCAUGUUCUACUCGUGUAAUCGGUUUGAGGCAAGAGAUUGAAUGCCGUUCAUUCA
Messenger RNA from Corticium candelabrum, 1103 nucleotides. RefSeq names its product actin-related protein 2/3 complex subunit 2-like. Gene Ontology annotation, cellular component: actin cytoskeleton; Arp2/3 protein complex. Gene Ontology annotation, biological process: actin filament polymerization; Arp2/3 complex-mediated actin nucleation. Bases 61 to 960 code for a protein of 299 amino acids. The record is from RefSeq and is a predicted model, not a curated record. Lineage: Eukaryota; Metazoa; Porifera; Homoscleromorpha; Homosclerophorida; Plakinidae. The transcript has 11 exons. Gene Ontology annotation, molecular function: structural constituent of cytoskeleton; actin filament binding.